UAUGGCUGUCCUCAAAGUAAAAUUCACCAAAACUAAGAGGGACAAAUUGGCUCAGAUCUUAUGGAUCCUCAACUGGGUUUCUGUAGUGAGCGGGAUCAUUCUCUUCAGUCUUGGCCUCUUUCUGAAAAUAGAGAUCAAGAAGCGCAACGAAGUGAUGGCAAAAGGGGAUGUUAACUCUGUCCCCAACAUGCUGAUCUCUGUAGGGGUCAUAGCAUGUAUCAUCAACUUCCUGGGUGGCAAAAUCUGCUAUGACUGCUCAGAUACCAACAAGUUCUCUCGAUGGAAACUAGUUAUGCUCCCUUACAUCGUGUGCACCUUCUGUUUUACCUUCUGCAUCCUGGUGGGUGCUCUCAUGUGCUAUACCAUGAGGAACGAGCUGGAAGAGUCUCUCUAUCUGGGACUGAGGGAUGCUAUUAAGUUCUAUAAGGACACAGACAUACCUGGACGAUGUUUCUUAAAGAAAACAGUGGAUAUGUUACAAAUUGGUUUCCAGUGCUGUGGAAACAAUGGCUUUAGAGACUGGUUUGAAAUUCAGUGGGUAUCUCAUCGUUACCUGAAUAUGGCUUCCAAGGAAGUUCUGGACCGCCUGAAGAGCAACGUUGAUGGGAAGUUCUUGGUGGAUGGAGUACCCUUCAGCUGCUGCAACCCAAGCUCCCCACGGCCCUGUAUCCAGUACCAGCUGACUAACAACAGCGCUCACUACAACUACGACUUUCUGACAGAGGAGCUCAAUAUCUGGGUGACGGGGUGCAGAGAGGCCCUGCUGGAGUACUACACGGUCAUUAUGAGAUCCAUUGGUAUUACAGCACUACUUAUUUGGUUGUUUGAGCUCUCUGUCCUUAUUGGUGUCCGGUACCUACAAACAGCAAUGAGGAAUGUCCUCCUGCUAGGAGAUUUGGAGGGUGAGUCAGAUGGUUGGUUACUAGAAAACAGCUUUGUGGAAACUGCCAAAUACAACAUCAAUAUCAUCAAGAACCUCGGCAAAGCCAACCAGAUCUCCACUGUCUCAGGCAUGAACGACCCCAACAUCAAUGUUCAAAACACAAACUGUGACAAAACCAAUGUUACAACAAAACCUAUCCCAGCAGCUAGCUAGGCAAGUCUUCAAAGGAACAACAUCGCAAGUGUAGCUUUGACAUAUCUGACGUAAUGUCACUGACCAGGAUGCCCUGUGUCUGUAAUUCAUUGAUCGUGGUACACGGGAAAAACAUACUGAUACAGAAUAGAGGAUAAGAGACCAAUAUUUUACUUGUUACUGUUGUGAAUAAUACAUUGCCUGAAUAUCAUUUUGGACAGCCUGCGUAUAAUCAAAUA
Molecule: messenger RNA, 1314 nt
Organism: Pezoporus flaviventris
Lineage: Eukaryota; Metazoa; Chordata; Aves; Psittaciformes; Psittacidae
Product: photoreceptor outer segment membrane glycoprotein 2
Exons: 3
Coding region: 2-1096 (364 amino acids)
Biological process (GO): visual perception
Cellular component (GO): membrane
Source: RefSeq, a predicted model, not a curated record